Pectinophora gossypiella (pink bollworm) is the source of this 7222-nucleotide messenger RNA. Its product is annotated as zinc finger protein 724-like. The transcript has 15 exons. The coding region runs from base 226 to 2508 and encodes 760 amino acids. Gene Ontology annotation, biological process: regulation of transcription by RNA polymerase II. Gene Ontology annotation, molecular function: DNA-binding transcription factor activity, RNA polymerase II-specific; RNA polymerase II transcription regulatory region sequence-specific DNA binding. NCBI's taxonomy places the organism in Eukaryota, Metazoa, Arthropoda, Insecta, Lepidoptera, Gelechiidae. Gene Ontology annotation, cellular component: nucleus. The record is from RefSeq and is a predicted model, not a curated record.
CAUUCACGUUUUGUGCUUUCUUCAUGUUUAUUACGUUGUGAAAUAGUGUGAAGUUCUUCAUAAUAAACAUGGUAUCUUGUUGAAAAUUUAGGUGCCAUCUGAAUGUAGCUCUCGGUAGUCGCCGAAUAUGGAGGGAAAGUUAUAAUGUUUACAAAAUGAUACUAUUCUGACGUUAGGCAUUACCUGCCAAGAUUCCAAGAAUUCAGAGGGUUAUUCAUUUCUAAAAUGGAUGGUAAUAUGGUAUUGAAAUGCCCUCUUUGCUGCGACAAAACUUUUAGUUCUAAGCCGGCACUUAUAAACCACUUGACAAAUACUUUUGAAAACAUUACUUGUCCUAGCUGCAAUAAAAAGUGGUCGAAUGUGGACCAACUUAUUGAACAUUUGAGCUUAGAUGAUUGCCAGCCAGAGAGUGAAGUAAUAGACAUAAGGUUUGAUGAUAAUACUGAGAAUGAUAAUAACAGUGUUGGUAGUUUCAAAGAAACAGAAGUGGUAGCUUGUACAAAAGAAAAUGUGGUUCAAAAAGAAUUGAUGGAUCCAAUAUCAUCCACUAUAAAGGAUAAUACCAUAGAUACCGAAGUGGGUUCCAUGUACGUAGAAUUACUGAGCAAGCAGCUCAUGAAGCCAUGUCUUCAAACUCAGGAGUUGAAACUGGUGAAAGAUGGUGACGUUAGUAGGUACGUCAUCGUGACAGAUGACAUGAACAUGGAUGUUGAUACGGACAAUGCUGUGGUCACAAAGCAGAAUAAUGAUGGAACUAUUUCCCUUACUACAGUGAGAGACAUGAAGCUAGAGUCAGAGACAGUGAUCACCCAGGAUAACUCGGAGGCUAUGGAGAGUCAAGAGGAGAUCUACAGCUGCAACACCUGUGGAGUCUCCUUCACAUCUGUUUUGGAACACAUACAAAAUUACCAUAAUGAUCAGGAUGUUGUUGUUGAGGAAUCCUUGGAGGAAGGCAAUGCAGAUGCAUCAGGAAAUAUUUCAUUAGAAUUCGAAGAUCAUAUGCGGCCGGAAGACAACCCGUCUGAGAAGCAGACAUCCCGACGGAUGAUCACCGAAACUGGAGACAUUAUUGAAGAGCCAUUAUAUUUGAAAACCACGUCUAUUUCACUAGCAACAGCAGAUACGACAAAACCAGCUCAACCGCAUUUGAAGGAAGAGCUCGUAGACAAGGAUGGGCGGGUGUACACACGUCGAUACGUCAUGGUGGACAAGUUCUGUGACAGUGUUGUCAAGGAUAUCAACGAGCCCGGAGAAAAUGGCGGUCCGUAUCAUAAAGUAGUGAUAAAAGAGAUGGAGGCGGAAGGCGGGGAGAAGAUGAAGGUGUUCAACUGUAUGUCGUGCAACAUCUACGUGUCUUCUUUGGAGGACUUCAAGUUGCAUCCUUGUAAAACAUUGAAGUACACAUGUCCGCACUGUCCAGUGUAUUACGAGAACUCCAAAUCUCUCUGCGCUCAUAUGAAAGUCCACAAGACUAAAGCCGAUGUGCCACCUCCGCAGCCUAUAUCGUUCGAGUGUGAAAUAUGUGCAACGAUAUUCCCAACAAAUAAAUCAUUGAAACUGCAUAAACGGAUGCACGACCCUAUUAAAUCACGCCCCAUAGACCCGCCUGUAGAGGGCGCUGAGGGCGGCGAAGUAUCAAACGACAAGUUCCUAUGUUCGAUAUGUGAUAAGCUGAUACCAAUAGACUACCGCGUCAUACAUCAGAACUCCCACAAGGGCAUCGAUAAGUUCAACUGCGAUAUCUGCAAUAAGAAGUUUCAUUCCGGAGAGUAUCUUGAAAUGCAUAUGAGUGUGCAUUCGUUAGAUAAGGUGACAGUAAGCAAACAGGACAAAUCUCUUCCCUACACAUGUUUAUACUGCGACAGACGGUUCGCGCGGCCGCAUGAAAAAGUUAAACACGAAAGGAUACAUACAGGAGAGAAGCCUCAUACGUGUGAUAUAUGCGGCAAGUCGUUUCGCGUGUCCUACUGUCUGACUCUGCACAUGCGUACACACACUGGCGCUAGGCCUUACGCGUGUUCACACUGCGGGAAAAGGUUUAAAGCCCACAGUGUGUUCAACCACCACCUGCUGACUCACUCUGAAGUUCGCGCGUACAAGUGUCCAUACUGCCCGAAAGCUUUCAAGACAUCAGUCCAACUGGCAGGGCAUAAGAACUCGCAUACCAAGCCUUUCUCAUGCCAACAUUGUAAUCGCCCAUUCGCAUCCCUGUAUGCGGUGCGCGUGCACACAGAGACGCACUCGCGGCAGAAUAACCUGAAGUUCUCGUGUUCGCUGUGCGGCGCGAGCUACGCGCGGGCCUUCGCGCUCAAAGACCACAUUAAGCAGGUGCACGACAAGGAAGCCGAGAAGGCUGAUCACUUGACGGCGAUCAAAGAGGACGACUGGAUAGUCCAGCAGAGCGCUGAUGCUGACGUCGAGGAGGUACAGAUCACUAAGGAACUGCCGCACGGACUCGAGAUAAGUGAACUGGGAAUUAUCAACUCGAACGAACUCACAGUUCCAUAGUAGUAAACAAAAUGUGAUAGACAAUGUAGCUAAGCCGAUUUAAUGAAGUUUUGCCAAUUUGUUAUAUACUUAGAUAGGUUAGUUAGGUAAAGUCGGGGAGCUUGCACUGAACACUGGAGGCGAGAUUUGAAGCCGAGUACGUAUGAAUAAAAUAUAGGGAUAGGGACCUCUUUAAUAAAGUUGUUAAGUGCAAUUGCAAACACAAUUACAUAUUGAUGUUCAUUUUGGAAGUUAAUAUCUGAAUAAUUCUGCAUUUUUCUUCGCUGCAGUCGGGUAAAAAAGGAUGUUGUUAGGAUAGAAGCCAAUAGCUUAAAACCUAGUUUUGUAGUUUUUAAAAACCAGCAGGGUCAGUAUGACAACAAUAUCGAGGGCUUAUAUUAUAGCAUUACAUUACAUUAAAGCAAUUCGUCUAAAAAUCAAUAUUGUAAUUUGACGAUUGCGCUAAUAAAAGAAAGUGCGCAACGUCAUCAAAAAUGUUGACAUUUGUUUGCUGUUGUUUUUCUAUUUGAAUAGAAAUAUUGCAUUUUUGCAAUGUGGCCUUUUUAGCCUUUAUGUUUUUAGAAGCUGCCAAUUUUGGUUAUAUACUAUUGGUGCAACAACAUCCCAACAAUAAAUUGCGACAUAACGUGAUCUUUCUAAGUUGUUGGGCGCAAGAGUCUCCCCUCUAGGUUCAGUCCAUGUUCGUAGGCAAAUAUUAUGGGCAUUUUGUGGUACAGCACUAAUUGUAUAUAACUCUUGAACUAUCAGAAUUUGGAAAAUGUCUACUAAUAUAGAAAUAAAAAGACAAAUUGCAAUUUUUAAAAUCUCUCUAAAUCAGGAAAUAUGUGAGUGGCUCUAUUGUUUGGUAUCAAAAAUUGCUAUACGGAAUUGAUACUGAAUGAAGGCCUUCAGCGCUUCCCGUUUGUCCGGCCAAUGCUGUCAGUGGUAACUCUACAAUUGGUAUUGGUGGGCCGAUUUCCGCAACUCGACGUCUGAGCGCCUAUUUUGCGUGAUACCUGAAACUGCUGGAUUACUCCAGCCAGCCUAAUUCCCCAAGGAAGUCUAACAAUCCUUUGACGUUGCUGACCACCUCAGGGAGGCACCCCGGCAGGCCGAGGUGCCUGGCCCGGUAGUUGAGUCCUCCACACUCCAGCAGAACAUGAGCCGCUGUCUCCUCCGCCUCCAUGCAAAAACUACAAUAUGUUUUAUCUUAUCUAGCCUACUUGAUCCUACUGCUGGGCAAACGCCGCCCAUUCUUCCACUCUUCUCGACUCUGUGCAAUCUCCGGUCAAUCUCUCCGGUAAGCGUUGAGGUCAUCACACCAUCAAUACGGCACUUCAUAAAACGCCACUACACUAUCACUAUUGAUUAGAUUAACCUUUCGAACGCCGGAACGCAGAUCUCGACCAGACACAAUGUAAAAUCUAUUGCGUCUUGUAUCUCGGCAGAUGAGAGGUUAAUUGAUAUUUUUUCCUAUAACAUUAUAAGGUAAAACAAAACUUAAAAUUGUUCAGGGUUAACUUUACUUCUGUAAAUAUAGUAUACAGUAGACGGCACAAAUAGUGCGGAAAUGAGGGGCUUUCCAUGUUACGUUACUCAAAUCUAUAUUAGAUGGCGCUGUAAAGGGUUUCCUUCGUUCAAUCGUCUAAUUUCACGGAUAACAAACUGCAUCUUUUAUCUUUGGUUUUGGGUAUAAAUGACCCUUUUCAUUACGCUUAGGCACAAUUACAUCUUCCAUCCAUUAUCUGAUCAAAAUAAAGAGAAGCAAUACAAGGUAGCAACAUAAUUCUAUACAUAACGUGAUACAAAUAUCAAGCAACAAUUAUUUUACAAUACAAUACAAAAAUGUUUUUUUUAUUGCACAUAUAAACUCAACACUAAAAACAAUUACAAAAGCGACAAGAGAAGUACAAUCGGCGGCCUUAUUGCUAAAUAGAAAUUUCUCCCAGGCAACCUUAGGGCAACCUUACGUUAAUGUAUGCUUCUGCCAUAACAUUGUAUUUUUGAAUAAUUAUGUGCCCGAGUAUUGAGAAAAUAGGUAAUUAUCGCGUUAAAUCAUCUCGACAGCGCCAUCUAUACUAUUUUUGGGGAACGUAGUCUGGAAAGUCCCUCAUUGUACGAUAUUAAAAUAUAAAUUAAGCUUAUAAGGCCCAGCACCCGUGGCGCGAAUUAUAUCGAGGGUCUCGACCAAUCGUCGUACGACGUUUAUCCACGUACGGUCACGAGGAUUAAUAUGUAUACACUUUGGUACCAUGUCACAUUAACUUUUUUGACAAAUUGAACUGUAAGUCUCACUAAAUGUCAAACAUGUUAGUGCGACAGAGUCCGUACAUUAUAUUGCUCAUGACUGUAGAUGUCAUUCGCUGUGUCUAUUGGUCGAAACUCUCGAUAUAAUUCGAGCUGCGCGCGGCAGGGUUGCCAUGCAGAGCCCGCAGAAGUCUAGAAAAAGUUUUUUGUAAAACAAAACCGUUUUUAAGUCUCAAACAAAUACAUAUUUUAAUGAUUUAGCGCUGACUAUCGAAUCAAAGCAAUAGUAAUUAAAGCAAUUAGGUAUUUUUCCGCUUUUAAUAUAAAGCCAAUGAUAUUAUUUUUACACAUGUUGCAUAUUGACAAUAUUGUACUAGUGUCGUUGUUAGUUUAAUAUUCCAUAACACAAUGUAUUAUAGAGACAAGUUUUACUGUAUAAUACGUAUUUCGUAAGUUGUUUUCAAUGUACUGUGAAACUGAAUUGAUUGAUAAAUAUGUUACUAUUUCUGAUAGAGAAUAUGUCACAGUUUUGGUGUAUUGUUAUAAUUAUGUAAAAUAUAUUAUACCAUUUGUAAUGUGUAUUCGUAUUUUUUUUAUGGCGAGCUGUUUUUAGUGCUACACGACAAGUCCAAUAUGUCGUCACAAUCAAUUGAAAAAUAUUCAUUACCAAAUUGAUAACCUUCUUCAUUUUUGAAGUCGGCUAAGAAGGCAAAGGCCUUUAGUUAUUUAAAGUGCUCAGUUAAAUACUCCCAGGCAAAAGCAUCCUUCGUCUCUUUUAGUCUUCGAUCUUUUUAAGUCGCCAUUUUUGUUGGAAGGUAUCUGGCUCGUCGUCGCACUCAUCUACAACCUAUGGAAUCUAGUAAACGUAUAUAUUAGUUGAUUGUCCUGAUAGCAUUAAAUUGUGACAUAUGUGACCCAGCGCUACAUAGUUGAAAUAAAUAAAAAACACCCAUAUUUUGUUACGUGUUAGUACCAAGUAACUUAAAUUCAUGUUAUUAAUUUUGGCAUCUACUGCUAGCUUCGUGAAUUUUCCAUAAUUUGUUGUUUGAAUUUGGAAUCUUGGGUUUGUCCUUUAAGAACAGUGUAAACUCAUCUGGGGCGAGUAGCGGGAACUUUAUGAUACUGCGGGUUUGGUGGAUUUCUGUAUAUAAGAGUGCCUAUAUAAUCUCAAAUUUUACAAUAAAAAAGUUUGCUACUGGUACGCUUCCCGUCUCGCUUGUGUGUGCAUUGAGCUUAAUUAUAAAUAAUCGGCAUUAUAUUGGUUAACCACGGAAUUAUACUUAAUGAGUUUGAUUUCAUUUUUGGAUAAUAGAUAAUCACGUAGUUUCUCGGCCUCUAUUACAUGGAAAGAAAGAAAAAAAAUAUUUAUUCGACAUACUUAUUGUUUUCACAUAUUAAAACAAAAAAAUACAAUUAUGAAUGUAUGCCGAAACGGUUCCACCUCAGCAUAAUGCCAUAGCCUAGACUAUGGGACUUAAAACACAGUGAGGAGCGGGUGUUCUAUACACCUCUGCCUACCCCUUCGGAGAUACAGGUGUGAUGCUGUGUAGUAUUUACUAUAUUGGUUGUGAUGUCAAUGUAGCACUAAAUACAGCUCUACUCGAAGUUUUACUAUCACAGGAUUUUGGAAGCUGAAACCAACAACGAACGGAUUACCUAUAUAUAUAAUAUGAUAUAAAUAUACUGUCACAUUAACAUACUUGAAAGUUUUGAAUUGUUCAUAAAAAAAACUGUAUAGUAUACAAAUAAAUAGUCAGCUAUCAACUAUAAAUCAACCAUAUAUAAAAAUAGUCAACUAUUGUGUGAUAUAGUAUUAAUGUUGUAGAUUCGAGGUUGUCACUGUAACAAAAUAUUAAAUAAGUUAUAUAUACCGCCUUUUAAACAUCAAUUCGUUUUAUUAUCUGAAAAUAAAAUAAAGAUGUUUUGUGUACGGAAACUUAUAGCAAGUAUCAGACGUGGAUAGUUCACAAAAUUCGUCGAUCGAAGUUACCUCGACAAUGUUGUAUCGUUAACUUCGUAUUUUUGCAUUGUUUUAAGUUUACGCGGUUAUUAUCAUAAUUAAAACACAUGAUAAUGGGUUCUUACCGCGUUUAAAGUAGGGAUAUGAGACUGCCACUGGGACUGGGAGUCUUAUAUCCCUACUUUAAACGCGGUAAGAACCCGUUAUUAUGUGUUUCGUAUUUUUGGUCGAGAAAAUCCGAAUUGAUGUAAAGGAAUGUGGUUUAUUAUUGAUUAUUUAUGAAUUUUUUUUAUGCGAUUAUUCAUAUUUAUCAAACUACUGGUAGCUGAGUGACAAAAUAGACAAUAGCCUUCUUUUUUAACUGAACUGGUGCCUCAAUAUUACUUCCUUUACAUAAUAUAUAUACUUUAGAUUUUAUAUCUAUGGCAUUGAUUUUAGAUAUAAAUUUGUAUCUAUUAUUGUAGUUAUAAGGUCUGCAAAAAUCAAAUAAUUAUGAGGAUAUCUGGAAAUAAAAAAUAUGAUACAUUU